Fusarium redolens is the source of this 3246-nucleotide messenger RNA. RefSeq lists its product as uncharacterized. The coding region runs from base 1 to 3246 and encodes 1081 amino acids. The transcript has 4 exons. Lineage: Eukaryota; Fungi; Ascomycota; Sordariomycetes; Hypocreales; Nectriaceae. The record is from RefSeq and is a predicted model, not a curated record.
AUGGGUAUGAGCCCCGGUGACUAUACCGUUCUCUUAGAUAUGGUAUCGAACCCAAAAGGCACAUUCUGGGCAAUGUAUCAUGAUGAUGCGCUUUUGAACACAACACACCCUCGCUUCCGCGACGGAAUGAGUCUUGCUGAACUAUUUGGUGCACUUAACAAUUGGCCCAAGCGAGAUCAAGACAUAGCACAUCGCAAUAUUGUGGCUGCAUUGCAGACCUACUCUCAUUUUCUUCUGGGACAAUUUUAUGGAGAGUUCUGGCCCUUGAGACCAGUCCAACAGAACAACUACAUGUACCCCCUUGAAUUUGGUCUCAUGGUCUAUAUGGAAGAACAAUGGAAGAAUAUAGCAUGGAUCUUCCUAGAUUGCGCACUUCCAGCCAUACCCAACUUUAAUACUUCAAGAGGCACAAAAUCACCAUUGAUGGAUCGUAUAAUGAAGGACAAGGUCUUCGACCCGGAUGAGAAGAGAGAAACGGCUCGUUCUGUUCACGUCCUUUUCUCAUCCGCCGGCACUGGGAAAACACGACAGAUAUUUGAGCUAUUGCAAAAGCAUUGGGGGUUCUAUCUUCUAGCCCCGAAUCUCGACCCUGUACCGGAAUCGUCAGAAAGUGACGCUGACAAUUAUGGAAGCAUCGAUAUUAUAGAUACGAAAAGAUAUUCGGCAUCUAGAGACACCUAUACUAUGUUUGAGGAUCAUCCUCAAAUGAUUCCAGAGUGGGUUUCCAAAGAUGCCAAUGUCUUCCAACCUCUUAUAGUCGCACGUGUUGCUCUUCUCUACGAGUUUUUACGCCGAUUUCCUUCUCCAACACCAACCCAAUGGCUCUGGCUACAGAUAUCCUGUGAUGCUUACGAUCCAUUCGAUGCAUUGUAUCGACUGUUUAGGUUGUCGUCAUCCGAAUAUCUAUGGUUCGAUGAUUGUGUCUACGUUUGGGCAGAAAUACCCGCCUUGAUCAUACCCAGAUGCUACGGCUUUCUCAAUGAACAUCCCGAUCACUUCUUUAACGGCUCACUAUACCACUGUUUUGAUGAAGCACAGCUUACUCUCGAUGACCCUCAGGCUUCCUCGAUGCUCAGUCACCUCUAUGCAACACUCACAUUGAUGUAUGUUCAAACCGGAGACUGGGCUCGAAGAGGUGGUGGUAGCAUUGAAGAACAGAGUGAUGAACACAUGGAGGAUCAAGAAAGUGAUGCAAGAUCAUGGCAGAUCAGUGACGAGUUACCAUACAUAAACCCAACCCUGAUAAUUUCGGGAACAUCCCUUCGCCUACAAGUGCUCGAAGAAAAACUCGCCACGUACUCUACGUAUGCAUGGGGUGAAGGUGAACAAACAGUGACAAAAUGGGACAGCUACAGCAUUCACGAUUCAUUUCCCCUGAUUGCAUCUGAUGCGGACUUUUGGGGGCUCUACGAACAACAUUUGACUGGCAUCAUCGGCGAAUGGAGAACCUCUCAAGGUUUGAAAGAAACUGGUAGUUGGUCAAUGUUACCUCUUUUAAGCCGCAGCGGUCGGCCCUUGGCGUUUGAGUCAUCUAAGAUUAAUCUCGAUAUACUUCAGGCAUGGCUAUGGAAACCAUUGGAAGUUCCCACGAUGCCAGAGCUUCUGGCACUGAUGAUUCAAGCCUACAAGCUAAUGGCGACAAGGAACCAUUCUACUGAUACCUCACAAAUACACCUAGAACAGCUUCUAGAUCAUCAAGAUUCAGAAGCUGUUGCUUCGGUUGUUACUCUGGGCCUCAUCCAAUUGUUCAAGACCAAUACAGCACCGGAAUUAGAGACCUUAGGUCAAUCCUUGCUGCAAUUACUAGCCGAUCAUGGCAAUGUCGCUAUGGACCAAAUGGCUUCAAUCAUCCAGAACAUAUAUACGCGAGUGGCGACUCCCGACAGACCGUUCAGUGAAAUAGCAGAGACUUUACACACAAGUUUGAGAAAUCUGUGUAUCCGAACCAUGAUCAAGUUGCAUAGUAUUGGCCAGCGCGGACGAUAUAGAUGGUCAACGGUCUACAUCGAGGAGAUAAUGCUGCUUUCUCAGCGUUUGGCUACGCCAGGGUCGUCUCUAUCAAAGAUACGGAUGAUCGUAGAAGAGGCAGAAAACAAAACGACAGCUGCAGCUAUCGAUGCUCUCAAAAGUCAAAUUCGCAAGAUGAAGUCCGCCGGGAAGGAGGAGCUAGUUCAAGAGUUGUUUCGCGCUGGAAUCCGAGCAGAAAUGAUGAGCUCUCCUACCAUUUUUUUGAAACCGAACUAUGCACAGUUGGUCACCUACGGAUUUGCCCUGGUUCUGAAUGACGGGAACACCAUAAGAUACACGUUUUCUGAACCGAUAGCUGUUCGAGCAGUCAUGGAAUAUCUUCGCACAGAAGGAGGAGAUGAGUAUCAAGAACUCAUGUUGCAUUGGCUUGUCCAUACACAAGAUGAUUAUGAGGUUCGAGGAAUGUUUGGGAAGGCUACGGAGUGGUUCAUUGCAAUGUCGUUCGAUCUUUUACUCCGACAUCAAAGACUUCAUCAGAUUGGUGAACCUAGUCUCUUGGACAGAUCUUCCCUUCGUGAGAACUUGUUGAAAUACUUAUCAGAAGCUGUAAUGUUGGAUUCAAAAACCCAAAAGUUGUUAAAGCUGAGCACUGUGGUUAGGAUCAGUGACUUUUCCCUGCCUGAAUCGCAGACCAUUUUCAAACAUGAGACUCCAGGUACGAUCUGGAACUGGAUGAAACAACAUCGAUCAGGAGACCAAGCUUCUUCACCCACGUUCAUGUUUCCCGACAUUAAUGCUGGUCCGGAUCUGGUCUUCCUAUUGCAGAAGCACUUGACAGAUUCCGAAGGGCACAAGACACGUGAAUUGGGGCAUAGACGUCUCGCUGAUAUCGAUAAAAUGUUUAUUAUAUCCCAGAUCAAAACCGGCCGAGGAGCACGCUUUGAAGAUGCGAUGGAAACAUUGUUAGAUUCCAACUGGCAUAAAAACCUGAAGAAUAGCACACGGGAGGCUGAGUCUGGGGAGCUCGAACACUGGGGAGACACUCCAUUUGUAUUGCUUCUGGUCUGCACAGGAAUCACUGUGAAGCAGGCAAGGGUACAAAGCUGGAUCCGGAAGAAUUACAAUCGCAUUAAGGCAAAUCAUUUUGUCUGCGUUCUAGAUGAGACCGUUGCUAGCAGCAUCUGGGGAAGCGACUUUGCAGUGCUGGCAGAUGCUAUAAGAAGACAAGAUUCACAGAAGGGCAAAGGUUGGGAGCAGCAUAUUAGAAAACGCAUCUAG